Molecule: messenger RNA, 705 nt
Organism: Emiliania huxleyi CCMP1516
Lineage: Eukaryota; Haptophyta; Isochrysidales; Noelaerhabdaceae
Exons: 2
Source: RefSeq, a predicted model, not a curated record
ACCACUACGAGCGUCAGGCGGCGCAGCGCGGUGGCUUCACGACGGGCCGCCGUACGCCAAGAGUAGCACAGUCUUGUGCUGGUGUGUUGCAAUGGUGCCCCUGCGCGCCGACGCCGUCGACGCCCCCAAGGCUGAAGCCGACGCCCUCUCCGACAGCCUCGAGUGCGUCUCGCUCGACGCGCCGGCUGUCGUCGACAUGCCGCUCGAGCUGCUCGACCUCAUCGUCCUGGCGGGCGGUUGGCGCGGCUGGUUCACGUGGAGAGCUGUCAGCCGGCGAUGGUCGGAGCUCCCGGAGCCCUUCCGCCGGCACGUGUGCGUCGUGCCGGACGAUCAGGAGACCAUCGUGCGCGGCAUCAGCAACGCUCCCGCCAACGAGGGCUGCGGUAGGCCGGUGGUGCUCGUGCGUCCCGGUACCUACGCGGAGAGCGUGCGCGUGCUCCGUGACGUGACGCUCGUGGGCUUGGGCGAGGUGGUCGUGCGCGCGCCAGGAUGGGAGAGCGCGCUCGUCUGGGGCGGCUACACGGUGCGCGGCGUCAAGUUGUUCGACCAGUGUGAGCUGCAGUCGUCCAACGCGGGCGCUGGGGCACGCGUGCACAACCAGCGCAACCAAUCUCAGGCGACGGCCGUCUAUUGCACGUGGGGCACACCACUGUUGACUCACUGCCGCAUCGAGGGCACCGUUCACGUCGCUGGACGAGGCGCGGC